CUUCAAGAGUUGGUCAAAUUAAAUAAAUAUGAAAAUGAUGCAGCAUUAUAUCUGUUAAAAUCAAAAUUGUCGGGAUCUGCUCUUACAUUUUUUCAGAAUUCUCCUGAAUGUAGAGCAGUUACAAAAUUUGAGGAAGCAUGCAAGCUACUCUUAAACUUUUUCCAACAAGAUGAUUCUUCCUCGGCGGAUUUAGCAAAAUUUCAGGCAAUUAUCCUCUUGCCAUCGGAAACAAUCAAAAAUCUUGAGUAUCGCAUAGACACCCUAGCCCAUAAAGCAUACAGCUUUAUCAAUGAUCAAACUGCCUUGUCUAAAAUAAAAGCUAUGCAGUUUUUGUCCGCUAUUCCUUUGCACCUCAAGGAGACCAUUCUCAUUGAGGGGAUACAGGACAAUCGCGAGAUGGUCAAACGGGCUAAUCAUAUUGUGUCAAUUCAACAGUCUUUGGCUGGUUCGACUACUUCGUUAGUCGCUGCUCAUUCAGUAACUCAGUGCACUUCUGCUGCACCUGACCAGCUCACCUUAAUUGCUAAACAGCUAGAGUUUUUGACUACCAAAAUUGAGACGAUGCAAUCUAAUUGCAAAAUUUGUAACGAAGGACAUGAUACAAAAACUUGUCCCCUUUUACGUACACCUGUGCAGGGUCAGGAUCGGGUUAGACAAGAACAACCCCGAACAACCCCACACCUUACCUGUGCUUUCUGUGGACGCUCUGGCCACAUCAUGAGUAAUUGUCGCACGUAUCAAAGGCAAUUCAGACAAAAUUAUAUAAGCCCCAACAUGGCGAUGCAUUAUUUUCCGCCACAGCUCCCCGUGGCUCCUCCCCGAUUUACUGCACCACAGUAUCCACCACCACCUAUUCCGGUUCAAGGUGAACCGUUUCGACCUAGAGUUAAUGCUAAUAAUAACAGGGUAAACAAUCCUUUAAACUCUCGCAGGAG
Molecule: messenger RNA, 935 nt
Organism: Parasteatoda tepidariorum (common house spider)
Lineage: Eukaryota; Metazoa; Arthropoda; Arachnida; Araneae; Theridiidae
Source: RefSeq, a predicted model, not a curated record